Messenger RNA from Xenia sp. Carnegie-2017, 1334 nucleotides. Its product is annotated as DNA polymerase beta-like. The record is from RefSeq and is a predicted model, not a curated record. Gene Ontology annotation, biological process: double-strand break repair via nonhomologous end joining. Gene Ontology annotation, cellular component: nucleus. Bases 87 to 1100 code for a protein of 337 amino acids. Lineage: Eukaryota; Metazoa; Cnidaria; Anthozoa; Malacalcyonacea; Xeniidae. The transcript has 15 exons. Gene Ontology annotation, molecular function: DNA-directed DNA polymerase activity; DNA binding.
AACAUUCUAACUUCAAAUAUGUCGAUUAAUGUCGAAUUAUUCAAUUAAAUUUAUAUUGAAUUUUCGUACGAUCUAACGAGUGCACAAUGAGUAAACGAAAGCGAGAAGAUGAUGGGCCAAAUACGGAAUUUUGUAACGUUUUAAACGAACUUGCUGAAUAUGAAAGAAAUGUUAAUCGUCAGAUUCACAAGUACAAUGCCUACAGAAAGGCUGCUGCCGUUUUAUUGAAGCAUCCUACGAGAAUAACUAGCGGAAAAGAAGCUCGGACAUUGCCCGGAAUUGGUGAAAAGAUCGCCAAGAAAUUGGACGAGUAUAUCCAGACUGGAAAACUGGCUAAAUUAGAGAAGAUCAGAGAUGACGACUUGAACCUGUCGAUUGGAAAUCUUAUGAAAGUUUCUGGUGUUGGACCAGUGGCUGCCAAGAAAUUUGUUGACGACGGUAUUAAGACCAUCGAAGAUCUCAAGAACAUCGAGGAUCAACUUAAUCAUCACCAAAGAAUUGGAUUAAAGUAUUUCGAAGAUUUCGAGGAAAGAAUCCCCAGAACAGAGAUGUUGCUGCAUCAGAAAUUUCUCCAUGAGGAAGUGACAAAAGUGGACACUAAAUAUACCAUUGAAAUAUGCGGAAGCUUUAGAAGAGGCAAACCAAGCAGUGGAGACAUCGACGUGUUAAUUUGUCAUCCGAAUUUCACUUCCCAAACCAAGGCGGACACCAAGAGUGAUUACCUAAAGCAAGUUGUAGAUCAUUUGAAAGCACGUGCUUAUAUCACUGACGUCUUGUCUCAAGGGGCUCUCAAGUUUAUGGGCGUUUGUCUGUUGAAUCAAGAGGAAGGUUUACCGGGGCUGCGUCACCGACGAUUGGAUAUAAGAUUAAUACCUGCUGAACAGUUUUACUGUGGCGUGCUCUAUUUUACCGGCAGUGAUGAGUUCAAUCGUGAAAUGAGACAGUAUGCAUUAGACAAAGGGUUCACUUUGAAUGAAUACAACGUGAGGCCCCUUGGCACCACAGGUAUUCCGGGAGAAUCAGUUCCCGUUACUUGCGAACAAGAUAUCUUUGACGUCAUCGGUAUGAAAUAUCGCCUCCCGAAUGAGAGAGACCUAUAAAGAAAGGAAAGACCAUAUUUCAUUUUUAUGGUGUUUAUAAAGCCAGUUGAUUGUCAAGAAAUGUCUAAAAAAACUCAUUUUACACAGCCAGUAAUAUACUCAUUACAUUAAAUUAAGAGCGUCAUGUAACAGGUUAAUUCGAGGGAAGAUUUGCUAGGGUAAGGGUCGAAAGGGUGCUCAAGAGGGGUGCUAAUUUCCCUGCAAAAUAUUAAUAUACUAAGAAAUCAAGAAAAA